Suillus fuscotomentosus is the source of this 1791-nucleotide messenger RNA. RefSeq names its product putative polysaccharide synthase. NCBI's taxonomy places the organism in Eukaryota, Fungi, Basidiomycota, Agaricomycetes, Boletales, Suillaceae. The coding region runs from base 1 to 1479 and encodes 492 amino acids. The transcript is spliced from 4 exons. The record is from RefSeq and is a predicted model, not a curated record.
AUGUUACCCGCGUAUUUCCUGAUGUUCUGGUCUUCGACGGGGAAGCACAUGAAUUGCCUACACUUUUCUUACCCCAACAGAAAGACAAAGAAUAAUUACCGGAUCCACUUCCAGAACGCGCAUUUGGUCAUAUACGACCUGAAGAUUGGUUGGAAGCGACAAGCGUUCAAGUCGACACCGAAGGAGAAGGCUCCAUAUUCGCACUUCUACCGCUAUCUGUGGUACUUGAUUCGUAUCAUUGCCUCCGUCACCUACCGUCCUGUUUCUCUCCCUGAAAAUCCCACUUAUGUGGCUUCAGAAGAUGUCACUAUCAUUGUACCCACCAUCGACGCUGGUGAAGAAUUCAAGGAAGCAGCCAACAGUUGGCUUGCUGGCAAACCGAAAGAGAUCAUCAUCAUCACCGAAGAGAAAAUGCUCAUUCCUCUCCAAGAACUCGCCAACGCCGUUGACCCGGAGCGUAUUCGCGUCCUCACCGUUCCUUUCGCGAACAAGCGGUUGCAGAUGGCACACGGUAUUAGGAAUACCACGACAGACAUCAUUGUCUUUGCAGACGACGAUGCUAUUUGGCCACCAAUGCUUUUGCCAUAUGUGCUCGCAUGUUUUGAAGACCAGAAGGUCGGAGGCGUGGGCACGAGUCAACGUGUCCAACCAGUAGGCAAACGCAUGACAGUUUGGGAGGUCCUUGCGGCAUUCCGUCUGACGAUCCGUAACAUCGAAAUUAGCUCCAGCACGCAUAUCAAUGGUGGUCUUCCAUGUCUUUCGGGCCGUACAGCUGCCUACCAAACGGUCAUCCUCAAAGACCCAGAGUUCUUGCAUGGUUUCACGCACGACUACUGGCUGGGGAAGUACCAGCUCAACUCAGGCGAUGACAAAUUCUUGAUGAGGUGGAUGGUGAGCCAUGGAUGGAGUACCUAUGUUCAGUGUUGCAAAGAGGCAGAGCUGCUGAGUACGAUGAAGCCGAACUGGAGAUUCUUGAAACAGGUUUUACGAUGGACCCGAAAUAUGUGGCGAAGUGAUUUGAGGUCAUUAUUCAUGGAACGGUAUAUUUGGACUACACAUCCCUAUGUCGCUUAUACUAUGGUCGACAAGCUCUUUAACCCCUUCACGCUCCUAGUGGGACCCUGCCUCGUCGGUUAUCUUGUUUGGAAAAGUACCAUUGCCGUUAUAGACGGAGGAUACCAUCUACCUUGGUGGAACAUUAUCCUCUCAUAUAUGGUCUGGCUUCUCGCGACUCAUACCGCCAAGCUCCUCCCGCAUCUCUGGCACACGCCCAGCCACAUCAUUUAUGUCCCUGCGUUCAUCCUCUUCGGGUACUAUUUCGCGAUCAUGAAGCUGUAUGCGCUCUUCACGCUCCAUGAGACUGGAUGGGGAACUCGUGCAGGCAUUGGCGACCCGACGAAAGCCACAGCUGCCACGGACGGUGGGGGUGUCGGCGUCAACGUACACAGACAUUUUCAUAUACCGGCUCGACCACUGUAAAUGCGUCACAUUAUGGUAGAUUCGCUUUCUCGAGUAGUGAACCUCAUUGCAUCCCACCCUCGUAUUCCCCGCAGACGAUGACGCGACUAACGUAUAUCAUUACUGCGAUCCUCGUACAUACCACUCACAUUACCUUUCUGUCGUUAUUCCACGGGAUUUCUCUACUCUAUUUUGGACUAGCUGGUCAUAAUACUCACAAAGCGCUCUCCUACAUUGCAGAUAGAUGCGUCGUUCACUGCAUACACAUUGGUUUUCUCAUACUGGUCGUUGGUGUUGACAUACUUUCAUGCGAUGCUAUCGUUAACAAUAUUC